UAAAGUCAUAGUAUGCUUCCUUCAAAUUUCUAUAUCAUUAAAACUCUUCUUUAGUGUCUUUCUGAUCCCAAAUGGAGAAAGAACUACUAUGCUCUUAUGUUAAAGAAACCGCGAAAGCAGCCCAAAGUGUAGGCAGUUGGAACGGUUUUAACGGGCUAGUGUGUCAUGCUGGAGAUGAUAGCGGUUCAAGAUCAUCAUCGUUAUCAUUAUCUUCAUCGUCGUCGUCAUCAUCACCAUCGUUUGUUAACGGUUUGCCUUAUUUUCUUGAAACUCGCACACCACACAGCCAACUUUCACAAGCCAUUGAGCCAAGAUUCCAGAAUCUAACGUUUCUUUUGACCGAACCCAAGGGUGUGACCAUGACUAGUAUGCAGCCGGUCGCACCCUUGGGUUCGGACUUCUGGCUGAGAGCUAUGAAAACUCAGUCAAUGAAGUACACUGGGAGACGAAUUGUCGAUACUGCCCUUAAAAAGACUUCAGUUUGUUCACCAGGGAAGCUUUUUAGAGGGGUAAGACAGAGACAUUGGGGAAAAUGGGUAGCGGAAAUCCGGUUACCAAGAAACCGGACACGUGUCUGGCUCGGGACAUUUGAUACAGCAGAAGAAGCUGCUUUUGCAUAUGAUACAGCUGCUUAUUUGUUAAGGGGUGAUUAUGCACAUUUAAAUUUUCCAAAUUUAAAGCAGCAGAUAAAGGCUAAUUCAGGAAAUGGUCACACUGCAGCUCUUCUUGAAGCAAAGUUGCAAGCUUUAUCAUCUAAUAAGAAAGGUAAUGAAUCUAAUGAUCUGUCACCAACACCCCCGGAAAUUGGUUUAACGACAGAAACACGUACGGGUCAUGUUUUAGAUAACGAAAAAAACAAGAAACCGACAGAAGUAGGAGAAGCGGAUGGUGUCGAGGGUGUUCAGUUGAGCCGAAUGCCGUCGUUGGACAUGGAUAUGAUCUGGGAUGCUAUUCUUGUUUCAGAUUCAUAGCUAGAUAUGCAUAUGCUCAUAGUUUGUAACUUCUUUUCCUUUUUUUAUUUUAUUUCUAAUUUUAUUUGAAGGUACAUGAGUAUUCAUCUUUUCUUCCAAAGUUGUUGCACUUUUUUCUUUUUUUUGCUUUUUUUAAGUUGUGUUUUUUUUUUUUUUUAAAUCUUGAUUCCAAGUUUUGGUGUUGGUAGUUUUCAAAUGUUGAUGGAGACCAUAGUUAUUUAAA
Molecule: messenger RNA, 1194 nt
Organism: Helianthus annuus (common sunflower)
Lineage: Eukaryota; Viridiplantae; Streptophyta; Magnoliopsida; Asterales; Asteraceae
Product: ethylene-responsive transcription factor ERF062
Exons: 1
Coding region: 72-971 (299 amino acids)
Biological process (GO): regulation of DNA-templated transcription
Molecular function (GO): DNA-binding transcription factor activity; DNA binding
Source: RefSeq, a predicted model, not a curated record